GCGCGGCGGCGGGAGGGACCGGCCCGGGCGUGAGGGGGGACAGGCUUGUGAUCACCAUGGCAGCGGUGGAUCGUUUCUCCCUCUUGUACAGGGAGAUCAGUCGUUCCUGCAGUUUCUACAUGGAAGCCCUGGCUCUUGUUGGAGCUUGGUACACCGUCAGAAAGUGUGUGUCUCUGGCCUUUGACGCUUACAGCAUGCUCCGGUGGCAUGUUAUGCCCAGGCUGGGCUGUGAGGUUGAUCUCGUCAAGCAGUAUGGGCAAUGGGCCGUGGUCACUGGGAGCACGGAUGGUGUCGGGAAGGCGUACGCCGAAGAGCUGGCAAAGCGGGGAGUCAACCUUGUCUUGGUCAGCCGGAACAAGGAGAAGCUGGAGGCUGUGUCCAGGAGCAUAUCUGAAACGUACAAAGUGGAAACAGAUUUCAUAGUAGCUGAUUUCAGCAAGGACCGUGAGCCUUACCCAGCCAUUAAAGAGGCUCUGAAAGACAGAGAAAUUGGGAUUUUGGUGAAUAAUGUGGGAAUAUUUGCUGAAUGCGUGGACUAUUUUGCUAAUCUGUCUGAGGAUGUGCUGUGGGACGCGAUCCAUAUAAAUAUUGCUUCUGCUAACAUGAUGACACAUAUUGUGCUGCCAGGUAUGCUAAAGAAGAAGAAAGGGGCAAUUGUGAACAUUUCUUCUAUAGCCUGUUGUCAGCCAGCACCACUGAUAGCAAUCUAUGGAGCCUCUAAAAUAUACUUGGACUAUUUCAGUAGAGCAAUACAUCAGGAGUAUGCCUCAAAAGGAAUUUUUGUUCAAAGUCUAAUCCCAAGCCCAAUUGCUACAAAAAUGGUAGCAUUCAGCAGCUUUCUGUCAAAGAGAUCUUUCUUGUUACCUUCUGCUGAAGAAUAUGCAAGUCAUGCUGUUUCUACUCUUGGGGUAUCCACAAGGACUGCUGGUUACUGGAAGCAUGAAAUCCUGCUGGCGCUGGCCGAGCGCCUGCCGGAGUGGAUGCGGGCACGGCUCACCCUGUAUAUCACCAGGAUUCUAUGCAAGCAAGCGGUGGCAUCCCGAGGGAAAUAGGGGCGUCCAGAGGUCCUGUGUGCCGAGUGCUGGACUCUGAUCAGUGCUGCAGAGAUGUGCAAUGAACCUGGGAGGACUUACUGUGACUUACCCAUACCUUGAGAAACAAGCUAUGUAACCUAGA
Molecule: messenger RNA, 1176 nt
Organism: Empidonax traillii (willow flycatcher)
Lineage: Eukaryota; Metazoa; Chordata; Aves; Passeriformes; Tyrannidae
Gene: HSDL1
Product: hydroxysteroid dehydrogenase like 1
Exons: 5
Coding region: 57-1052 (331 amino acids)
Molecular function (GO): oxidoreductase activity
Source: RefSeq, a predicted model, not a curated record